CUUCGCCACUGAAAACUCUAUUCUGCUGCUGGAUUUCAACGUGAGUGGUUGUUUUAGUUUGCGAAAACAUCUUUUCCGCAUUAGUUUUCCGCUUGUGCAAAAGUUUUCCAGUGCUGUUUUGUUUCUUCACUUUUGUGUGACUUGAGAAGUUCAAGAGUGGAGCGAAUCAUUCGAGAGUCACCCAAAAUGUGGAUUAAAGUGACAUUCUUCCUCUCCACCCUCACGCUGAUUGUGGGCCUCCCGAUGAGGAAUAAACCCCUACCGAUCACGCAAGAGAGCAUCGACGGCCUCAAGUACCUGCUGAAGCUGCGGCAGAUGCAUCUGCAGGAGCAACUCCAGCAACCGCAGGAGUUCCUCUUCAGCUACCACAUCCCCACGCAGGAGGAGCUCAAUGUCCCUGUGGAUCCGGAAGCCGCUGCCCUGCAGCAGAUGCUGCCACCAGUGCAGUCCAACGAGCCCAAUUACUACGCCAUGAAGCCGCGCAAGGGGAAGAAGUACCAGCCCAGCCAGAAGCAGAUUCACAUCCGAAAUCCCACCCUCAGUCCCAUCGUCGUGGAGGAGGAUGACUCCCUGAGGCAGGACUACCCCUUCGAGGAUGUGAAUUACGAUCUGGGUGAGCAAUUCUACCUGCCCGAGGCGCGGAAUCAGGACGCAGUUGUGGUGGAAUCGGCAGACUAUGCACAGCCGAAGGAGCUGAACACGGGCGAGACGUACAGUGCCAUCCGGAGGAAGACGGAGCCGCAGGAGCGCGCGGAGGAUCGCGUGGAGUUCCAGAUGCACGGACACGCCGGACCAAAGAGCUACAAAUUCGGCUACGACACGGGUAAAGGCAAAAACCGCCAGUUCAGAUUCGAGGAGGUCGACAACGAGGGAAAACUGAAGGGCCACUAUGGGUACAUUGACAAGAGGGGUAAAAUGCACGUCAUCAAGUACACCUCGAGUCCCGAGGAAGGAUUUAAGGCGGAGAAGGCCAGCUAGUAACAC
Messenger RNA from Phlebotomus argentipes, 984 nucleotides. RefSeq lists its product as uncharacterized. The transcript has 3 exons. The record is from RefSeq and is a predicted model, not a curated record. Bases 187 to 978 code for a protein of 263 amino acids. Lineage: Eukaryota; Metazoa; Arthropoda; Insecta; Diptera; Psychodidae.